CAAUUUGCGCCGCACCACAACAGCCAGCAUGGUGUUUUUGACGCUCGAAGAUCUCAAGAUCUCGUUCAACCUCUUCUGCGUCGUGUACGGCAUUGGUACGCUCGGCAUGCCAGCCAACUACGCCCGCGCCGGCUACUACUGGGCGACGGCGGCCGUCCUCUUGAUGGCGGCCAUCAACCUCUACUCGACGGUGUGCGUCUCCAAGGUCAUGCUCGCGGCGCCCAAGUACGUCAAGACGUACGGUGACAUGGGCGAAUGGGUCUACGGCAAGCCGGGUCGCUACAUCACGACGCUCUCGCAGCUCCUUGUGUGCUGCAUGGUGCCGAUUGCCUUCCUCGUCCUCGGCGGCUCGCUCCUUGACGUGCUCUUCCCCGAGACGUUUUCGCCCGAGACGUGGAUCAUCCUCAUGGCCAUCACGCUUUUGCCCAUCUGCAUGAUGCCGUCGCUCAAGGAAAGCGCCGGUACGGCCGCUGCGGGUGCGCUUGGCACGCUCCUCGCCGACUUUGUCGCGCUCUACGUCCUCCUCAACAGCAUGGACAACAUCCCCGCGGGUCUCUCCACGCCCAAGCCCGCGCUCUCGUUCGAUGGCGUCACGUCGGUCUUUGGCAACCUCUCGCUCGGCUACUCGGCCGGUGUCGUCAUCCCGGCGCUCCAGCGCGAACACACGCAGCCGGAGCGCAUGCCGCGUGUCAUUCUCUUUACGCUCGGUGUAUGCUCGGUGCUCUUCCUCUUCAUCUCGCUCGCGGGUGUCCACAACGUCGGCUGCCAGAUUCCGGGCAACCUCCUCUUUGCCAUCACGGGCACCAAGCUCGGCUUCACGGCGCCCCGGGGUGGCAUCGUCCUCGCCUUCCUCUUCAUGCAGCUCCACUGCUCGAUCGCGUUUGCGGUCAUCCUCUUCCCGACGUUCUACAUCUUCGAGCGCAUCAUCCUCGGCUUCCACAAGCAGCACUUUACGCUCGAGCCCGAGGCCGCCGAGUACCACGACAUUGAGACGCCGGCCGAGGACAAGGCGGUGGUCGAGAAGGACGCCGAGCCGAUCGAGGCCGAGGACAAGCCCAUCAUCUACGCGACGCGCCGCGACUACCUCAAGGCAUGCAUCAUGCGACCACUUUAA
Saprolegnia parasitica CBS 223.65 is the source of this 1114-nucleotide messenger RNA. RefSeq lists its product as hypothetical. Bases 29 to 1114 code for a protein of 361 amino acids. The record is from RefSeq and is a predicted model, not a curated record. Gene Ontology annotation, cellular component: vacuolar membrane. Gene Ontology annotation, biological process: amino acid transmembrane transport. Gene Ontology annotation, molecular function: amino acid transmembrane transporter activity. NCBI's taxonomy places the organism in Eukaryota, Oomycota, Saprolegniomycetes, Saprolegniales, Saprolegniaceae. The transcript is spliced from 2 exons.